Pseudozyma flocculosa PF-1 is the source of this 2850-nucleotide messenger RNA. RefSeq lists its product as uncharacterized. Gene Ontology annotation, cellular component: exocyst. The coding region runs from base 1 to 2850 and encodes 949 amino acids. Lineage: Eukaryota; Fungi; Basidiomycota; Ustilaginomycetes; Ustilaginales; Ustilaginaceae. Gene Ontology annotation, biological process: exocytosis; Golgi to plasma membrane transport. The transcript has 2 exons. The record is from RefSeq and is a predicted model, not a curated record.
AUGACGGCUGCCGCCCUCGACUUUGACGAGGCCGUCUUGCUCAAGACCUACAGCCUCGACACCCUCGAACCCUCGACAUGGCACGUUUCAGACCAGGAUGACGGCGGCAACCGCGGCAACUCGGCCACGAGCGUCGCAGACGAGCCCGACCCGCUCGGCCUCCGCCCCACCAUGGCCUCCUUCCGCAGCCUCAGCAAGGACACAAAGACGCAGAUCUCCCUCUCGAGCAAGACCUUCGAUCCAAAGGUCUUCCUCAGCACCGUUCAUCCGGACGCCACUUUCGCCGACCUCUCCCACGGCGUCACCCACCUCAAGCAGAGCAUCGACCAGCGCUCCGAGGCGCUCAAGGUGCUCGUCGAGGACAACUUUGACCGCUUCGUCGCCGUCAAGGCCACCACCGACGGCGUCUACCGCGAGAUGCGCGAGAGCGACGAGGGACCCCUCCACGACGACGCAGACUACGGCACAAAGCAGCUCAAGCACAUCCUCGCCCAGGCCAGCGCCAAGGCAGACCAGGUCUUUAUGCCCGUGCUCGAAAACAACCUCAAGACUGUCAAGCUGCGCAGCACUCUCGGAGUCUUUGAGCGCUCCAAAUUCUUUUUCAACCUGCCGGGGAGCCUCAGCGACUCGGUGGAGCUGGGCAGGUACGACGUGGCGCUACGAGACUACAAGAAGGGCAAGUACCUCCUCGACAGCCGGCCGGGCCAGCUGCUCGCCUUCAACACCGCCGCGGGCCAGGCUGGCAGCACCGACCCUUCGGCCGCAGGCUCGGCCAAGCAGCAGGCGCAGCAGCGCAGGGUGUUUUCCAAGGUGUGGGACGCCGUCGAGGCGACCAUGAAGGAGAUGCAGUCUCGGCUGUUGGCCCAGCUGCGGGAGCCCAAGCGCAGCGUCGAGGACCAGGAAAAGACGAUUGAGGUGCUGCUCGAGCUCGACCCCAACGACGACCCCGUCUCCGUCUACCUCGAGUCGCAGCGCAACCACAUCCGGUCGCUGAUGCGCAAGGCGUACGACUCCAACGUCGCAAAGGUCGACGCGGUGCAGUCCGUGGGGCGCCUGGUGUCGCGCUCUCAGAAGGAUCGCGCGCGCGACCUGCAAAAGUGCGUCGGCCUCGUGCGCACCGGUGCCUCCUUCGACCGGGCCAUCGGCGCAGACGGCUGGAAGGCCAUCCACGAGCUCGUCCGCAGUGUCUCCGAGACCAUUGUGGGCACGCUGCCUGGCUUCUGGCGCGUGGCCAAGAACCACAUGGAGGGCAAGUUCACAAAGGGCAAGUCGAGCUCCGCCGCCGCGUCAUCGUCGUCGGGGGCCGGCGGCGGCAACGGCUCGGAUCGCAUCUUUGCCCAGUCAAAGGCCUGGGCGACCGAGGCGCUCGAGGCCUACAUCUCUCUCCUUUCGCACUUUUUCACCCUGACUGAUGUGUCCAUCUUGGCGCGCCAGCCGCUCUCGCCGCUGCCGGACUGGGUGCCCGUGGGCUCAUGCUCAGCGACGUCGGCCUUCUACAUGCGGGCGAUCCUGAGCGAACUGAUCGAGGCCGUCAAUGAUCUUGCGGUGCUGGGCAUCACGAGCAGCAGCAGCCUCAAGGGCCUCCUCGCCAACGCCCGCUUCAGAUUCACCGAGGUGCUCUGCCACCAGUGGCAAGAGGACGCCAAGAUCUUCUACCUGCUAGAGGACUGGACGCCCAACACCGAGGAGCAGGCGACGACGCUCUACCUGCGCGACAUGGCGGCGUUCCACAAGAGCAACGCUCGGCAAGCCUAUCACAUCGCCGGCGGGCGUGACACGUCGCUCGACAUCGGUGGCGCUGGCUCGAGCAGCGGCAGCGGCGGCGGCGGCGCGGGACGUUCGCGCGAUCUGGCGGUGCCGUCCGAGUUCACCGGGCGGAUCAAGGCGGCGUUCCUGGAUGCCAUCUACGCCUUCCUCGACGGGCUCAUACAGCUGGCCUUUUCCGAAUACGACCCGCUGGACCCGGCCACGUCGACGAGCCAGAAGGUCAUUGGCGACUCGAAGCUCAUGGUCGAUGUGCGCGACCUCGACACGCGCAUCCUGCUCAGCGUGACCAACCUCACGCACCUCAGCAAGACGAUUGUGCCCAACCUCGUCAAUCAGUUCCAGGACGCCUACCGCGUCAAGAUGGCGGAUGAUCUGAAGACGAUCGACGAGGUGGCGCACCAGCUCGACGGCAUCCUCUUCUCCGACUUCCUACGGCGCAAGUCGGCGCUCAUCACGCAGACGCUGCGCAACGGCAUCCUGUCGUCGGGCAUCAACUGGCAGACGAUCCCCAAGCCGUCGGGCGUGCACCCGUUCAUCUACGAGUCGCUGCUGCUCCUCGUCCAGAUCCACGCCCAGGUGCGCGCCGUGACCAAGCCGCUCGUGACGCGCACGAUCCUGUCGCUGGUCGAGGACCUGGCCAACGAGACGCUCGAGUGCUUUGGGCGCAUCCCGCGCUUCGGCAUGGGCGGCAUGCUCCAGGCCACGCUCGAAAUCGAGUUUAUCCACCAGACCAUGGCGCAGUACAUCAGCGAAGACGCCGACAAGACGCUCAAAAGGGUCUACGAGACCAUCAGCCAAAAGUACCAGCGCGCCGGAGCGGCGGCCGGAGGUGGUGCCGACGAGGCCGAGACGCUCAAGCGCGAGCUCGAGAGGGUCAAGAGGGCCCUCAUGGAUAGCCGCAAGGCGACGGCGCUCGAGUUUCUCUGCUUCCGCAAGGCCCGGCCGAGGGAGAGGGACAGGGAGAGGGACAAGGAGAGGGAAAAGGGCAGCGACGCCGCCACCGCCGGCGCUGCUGCUGCUGCUGCUGCCAGUGGCGGAAGCGGUGCGGCGGCGGGAGAGAGGGCGAGAGAGGAGCGGAGGUGA